Harpegnathos saltator (Jerdon's jumping ant) is the source of this 2710-nucleotide messenger RNA. It is a transcript of the gene GlyRS, whose product is annotated as glycine--tRNA ligase. NCBI's taxonomy places the organism in Eukaryota, Metazoa, Arthropoda, Insecta, Hymenoptera, Formicidae. The record is from RefSeq and is a predicted model, not a curated record. The transcript has 5 exons. The coding region runs from base 215 to 2485 and encodes 756 amino acids. Gene Ontology annotation, molecular function: ATP binding; glycine-tRNA ligase activity. Gene Ontology annotation, cellular component: mitochondrion; cytoplasm. Gene Ontology annotation, biological process: mitochondrial glycyl-tRNA aminoacylation.
UCUGGUUGAAUAGACACAAAUCCUUGUUUGGAAAUAGAUGUGGCUGCUGCCAGUAAAGGAAAUAAAGUUGGCAAUAGUGAAAAUUAUUGGUGCUGCGUUUCGCCUCUCGUAUCACUCUGCUGUUAUCAUCGAAACGGACGUAACUUAUAAACCGAUAUGUGGUGAACGUGGUGCUUCAGGGCACCUUGAAUUAUGAAACGGUCCUGACGAACGCAUGGCACAAGUAUGUGAAAAUUACAUGGUGCAUUCACUUCUACGAAUGCAGUUUCUCCAGCGUGGUCUAUCUUACAUCGUGGGUAGGAUAGUAGUCCACCACGUGUGUAACAAAGUUUCUCUCGUGAAACCGUCUGUCAGAAGCGUCACUGUUACCGCCAGUCUACCUGAUUUUAGCCGGUGGGGCACCAACAAAGUGAACAGGAGAUUGAAAAUUGCCCUCGCGCUCGAUAUGACAGAUCCUAAAGUCGAGGAAGUCCUAGCACCGCUCCGGGCAAGUGUCAAGGAACAAGGUGAUUAUGUACGGAAGUUAAAGUUUGAUGGUGCUCCAGAGUUGGACAUUAAAAAAGCUGUAGCAGAAUUAAAGCUACGCAAGAAAGUACUAGAGGAUAAGGAACUGUCAUUGGCUUCCAAUAACAUAACAUUCGACAAAGCAAGAAUGGAAGAUCUCUUGAAGCGUAGAUUCUUCUUAGAUCAUUCCUUUGCAAUUUAUGGUGGUAUCACUGGUCAAUAUGAUUUUGGACCUAUGGGUUGUUCAUUGAAAACCAACAUAUUAAAUUUUUGGAGGAACUUCUUUGUGCUGGAGGAACAGAUGCUGGAGGUUGACUGUUCUAUUUUGACACCCGAACCAGUGCUAAAGGCAUCUGGUCAUGUAGAGCGUUUUGCCGAUCUGAUGGUUAAGGAUAUAAAGACUGGCGAAUGUUUUCGACUUGAUCACUUAAUCAAGGCACACUUGGAAAAAAUAAUCUGUGAUAAGAAGACUGACGAGGAAACUCGCGAGGAAUGCAGGGACAUCAUCAUCAAACUGGACGGAAUGACAAAAGACGAGAUGGCUGCAAUCUUGUUGAAGUACAACAUGAAAUCGCCGAUAUCUGGUAACGAUUUGACAGAACCGAUGGAGUUCAAUCUGAUGUUUGGCACACAAAUAGGCCCAACUGGCCUUAUUAAGGGUUUUCUGAGACCGGAGACGGCCCAAGGUAUCUUCGUGAACUUCAAACGACUACUAGCCUUCAAUCAGGAGCGACUUCCGUUCGCAGCAGCGCAAAUCGGCAAUGCUUUCAGGAACGAGAUUUCGCCGCGAUCCGGUCUCAUACGCGUCCGCGAGUUCACUAUGGCGGAGAUCGAGCAUUUCUGCGACCCGAGCAACAAGAGUCAUUCCAAGUUUGAAACGGUCAAGGAUAUCGACAUGCUGCUGUAUUCCGCCUGUAAUCAGAUGGAUGGCAAGAGCGCGCAACGCAUCACCAUAGGCGAAGCCGUAACUUCCGGCCUCGUGGCGAAUGAGACCCUUGGUUACUUUAUGGCGCGAAUUCAUCAGUUCCUGUUGAAGGUCGGCGUUGACCCAGUCCGCUUACGUUUCCGUCAGCAUAUGAGCAACGAGAUGGCGCAUUACGCCUGCGACUGUUGGGACGCCGAGUGUCUUACCUCCUAUGGCUGGGUCGAAUGCGUGGGCUGCGCAGACCGUUCCGCGUAUGACCUGACACAACACACUCGAGCUACCGGCGUAAAGCUGGUAGCAGAGAAGAAGUUACCCGCCCCGAAAACGGUGGCCGUUUGCGAGGUCGUACCGAACAGGGUGGUGAUUGGCAAAACAUUCAAGAAGAACAGCAAAGCUGUGCAAGACGCAUUAGUGACUUUGGAUGAGAAUGAGAUCAUCUCUUUGGAGAAAGUUAUCAAUGAGAACGGCGAGUAUGAACUUGCGUUGGCCGAUAAUAUCGUGAAGAUCACUAAGGAUAUGAUAGAGGUGAAGCGUUAUCAGAAGACUGUUCACGUAGAGGAAAUUGUACCUUCAGUGAUCGAACCCUCCUUCGGCAUCGGUCGUAUCAUGUACGCUCUGUUCGAACAUAACUUCCGGACGAGGGAGGGUGACGAGAAGAGAACGUACUUUACCUUGCCGCCUGUGAUAGCACCGUUGAAGUGCUCGGUGUUACCACUCAGUGGCAAUGACGAAUUUGUACCGUUCGUCAAAAAAUUAUCGCAAGCUCUCACGAAAGCAGACAUAUCGCAUAAAGUGGACGACUCUUCCGGCAGUAUAGGUCGCAGGUAUGCUCGUACUGACGAAAUAGCGAUACCGUUCGGUAUUACCAUCGAUUUCGAUACCCUGAAGACGCCGCACAGCGCGACGCUCCGAGACAGAGAUAGCAUGGGACAAGUUAGGAUAAACUUGGAUGAGCUGCCUGGUGUCGUGAAAGAUCUCUCCUAUGGCAGAACUACUUGGAUGGAAGUAGAGACAAAGUAUCCCAAAUUCGAGCAACAAGAAUCUACGGAAUCGUGAAGAACAUAGAUAGACCAGCGAAUGUAAUUUAUUUGUAGUAGAUAGAAGCUUGUAAUAACACAAGAUUUAUAUUAAGACAUAUAUAAUUUGUACGAUAUAUAAUAACGUAUGGAUUGCAUAUUUAUCACAGAUAUUUUCUACAUUCAGCAUUGAGGUGUCUAUCAGAUAAAUAUAUUAUUAAAUUAAUAUUAUUCUAAAUUAAUCGAGCAAAUUAAUUCUUCAGAA